AUGGACCUGGGCGGAGUGCGCAAAGGUGAAACCCCGAUGGAGACUACGCGUCGGGCGAGGAGAACAAGUGGGGGUGGCAGCGCGAGCACGGCAUGCGAUCUGGCCGAGAGUCACGGCCGUGUCACAGCAACUGGCGCCAUCCUCCACUUCCAAACCAGGGGAUAUGCAAAUAUGAGUCGGCAUGCGAAUGCACCUGUGACUGCCGCGGCACUGGCAUCGGCACCCGCCCAAGCGGCUAAACUGCUCGGCCGACCGGCAGGAGUCCGGACCCGGGCGGGAUAUGGGGGCGGGCGUCGGGGUGUUGUAUCGGCGGGCGACAGCCUCGAUCGGACAGUGGACGAUCAUCCCUCUCACGUGAAGGGCGGGAAGGCGGGCGGUGCGCUGUCCGUUUGGACGGCUGCUCCGCGCUGGUGGUGGCCAUUCCUCGGCUGCGAAGGUGGUCGGAACACUGUUAGGGGCAGUGCAGAGCCGUUUAUGGCACAAGGGCUGCAGCACUCGAUCUGUGAGCUGAUCAAGCAGGGCGGACCACGUUCACGAGGUGGUCAUGAGCUGUACAUGCGCGGCCGGCUAUUGUCGCCCACGUCCAAGAGGGUGGGAGAUGCCGUGGCAGUAGAUGGGAAUGUGCGGGUGUGCAUAUGUGUGCGUGACGGACUUCUGAGCGACUGUCGUGGAGCUGCUGGGCGAGACUGCGGCCAGGCCGCACAGCCAGCUGGGGCGGGAGGAUCAAGCAGGAAGGCACACUGCCCUGGCGGGGCGUGGGAAAGCGGGGUGGAUGCAUAG
Postia placenta MAD-698-R-SB12 is the source of this 780-nucleotide messenger RNA. RefSeq lists its product as hypothetical. Bases 1 to 780 code for a protein of 259 amino acids. NCBI's taxonomy places the organism in Eukaryota, Fungi, Basidiomycota, Agaricomycetes, Polyporales, Adustoporiaceae. The record is from RefSeq and is a predicted model, not a curated record. The transcript is spliced from 4 exons.